Messenger RNA from Papaver somniferum (opium poppy), 1174 nucleotides. RefSeq lists its product as uncharacterized. Bases 60 to 1007 code for a protein of 315 amino acids. NCBI's taxonomy places the organism in Eukaryota, Viridiplantae, Streptophyta, Magnoliopsida, Ranunculales, Papaveraceae. The transcript is spliced from 2 exons. The record is from RefSeq and is a predicted model, not a curated record.
AGCAAGUAACAAUCGAAGAACUACGGUCCUUCCACAGGAUCGAUAGGGAUAUCUACAGAAUGCUAGCAAUUAACUUGGGGAAAGAUCCUUUGCUCUCCAUGGCAGUUAUUGCUCUAUGGAUAUUCAUGGAGGAACUCGGUUACCCUAGCGUCAUCCUUGAAUUGCUUAUAUACCAAAACCAUCUUUUAACAAGUUGGGCAUUCGAUGAAGCGGUAUAUUCAGUUUAUUAUAUCAUUACCAGUACGCCUCCUCCUGCUUUGCACUAUGCUACAACAACAGAUAUGCCUACAACUUUGAGAUUGUUACAAGAUUAUGGGUCUCGAAUGUACAUUUCAAAGAAUUCACUGUUUGAACAUGCAGAAAGCGGGUACAUUUCUCUGAAACAAACAAUAGGAACAGUUUGCUACAGAUUGUUUGCAGAUAUAUUCCGAGAAGCGACGCAGAGGAAUCUUAAUCUGGGUUAUGGUGGUGAUGGGAUUUAUGGAGAUGCGAACACUCAUGAUCAGGAAGAAACUGGUAAUGUUGUUGAACCGGAACAGGUGGAGCCAAACAGUGUAGUGUUUGGAAACGGCAUUCCUCCUGCUCCUCUGCGUGGUGAUACUGUUGAAUUCAAGAAACUCGAAGUGGGUUCAUCUUCUGGUACUAAACAGUGUGAGAAUAUUUCUGAGAUCGGCGAAACCUCAACACUGCCUACAAUUGAGGAACAACAAGUAGUACAAGUUCUUCCGCCAGAUGAACGAACUAUGUUCAUUACGUUCUCUAGAGGAUUUCCCAUUUCCGAAGGCCAACUUCGUGAAUUCUUUGUCAGGACAUAUGGCGAUUGUAUUGAAAGUAUCUACAUGCAGGAGAUCAAGCCCCCGCAACGACAAUCGAUGUUUGCCAAGAUUGUGUUUUAUGCAAGCGAAACAAUUGAUCACAUCCUAGCAGGCGAAACUAAAGUUCGGUUUUUUAUUAAUGGUCGUCACAUCCAGGCCAGAAGGUUCGAAGCCAGGGAAGGUAGUCGUUGAGUGAAUCAUGGCAUGCUCAUAGGCAACAUGUACGUGCGCCAUGGAUGAGUUUUCUAAUUAUUUUCCAGUUCCAUGAAACUGCUGGGAUGAGCUUUUUAUUUAAAGACUCCAUCUAAUAAAAUUGGUCAUUGUAAACGUUAUUUAUUAAUUUCAAUGAUUUCUCCAUA